CAGCCAUGAAAGAAACUCGUGGUUAUUUUAGAAACAGACGCUUUGAAGGAUUUGAUGGCGCUGACUUCUGAAAUCAACACCGGGCCUGAGAGGAAGAUAGAGACGGCGCUCCUCCUCCUCCUCCUCCUCCUCCUCCUCCUCCUCCCUCUGUCCUCCCCUCUUCUCUCCCCCGUCCGCUCUGGUUUCUGCGUUUUAACGGCUCAGCACUUCUCAUGUAUGAUAUUGAUGAGAAAUCACGUCACGCUGUCAUCAGAACUGUAACGCUGAUGGAUUGCGUUCAGGAAGCCCCUCCCCCGACUAAACGAGUGGUUAAAUUAAACGACAUUGCCAGAAAGAUAAAUCGCCACCCUGCUGCUGCUGCUGCUGCAGAGUCAUUACCAUGGCGACCGGAUUAUUGGCGAAUCAUGAAGAUGAACCUGAAUAUUCAUCUCUGGGCUGGUAUGAAGACAGAAACAGAAACAUGUUUUCAGGUCAGUCUGACUUUCAUUACUUCCUGAUGAAUCGUUUUUCAGAUCUUGUCCGACGGCGAAGUCAAAUUACGCCAAAUGACAUCAUCAAUCCUGGACUUGAUUCACUCAGAAGUUAAAGUCUGAGAAAAAGGAGAAGUUUCUUUAUUGCUUCUCCGUCCGCCCACACAGAGACUCCUCCUCAUGACCAUCGUGGUAAUUCAUCCUGAUUGGCUCCUCAGUUUCUGCACCAGGAUACUUCAGAUAUCAGCUGACUCAGCAGACUGGUACGACAUCUUUUAAACAUCUCACCGCCAAACGUCACGGAGCGUUACAUCAAACCACAUCACGCUGAGUCGUGUCAGACUGUCACCUCAUCACACACACUGGAUUUUUGAGGUGAUGUAAUACCAUGCGGUGAUUUCCACUUCAGAGUAGGGCUGGGCGAUAAAACGAUAACGACGUAUAUAGAAAAUUAAUUAAUCAAUAUCAGUAUGAAACAUGGUCAAUAUGCUUUUUCAAUAGUCAUCAUUCUGCCAUGUUUAGGUAGACUAUACGAAUAGCCAAUGAAAGUAUCAACCAACUGCGUCCUAUCACACAGCAGCUACGCCCAACCAUAGCACUUUAACAGGUGAAGCCGACAGCACUGUUGGUGAGAAACAAAGAAAAUGAGUGCUACCCCCGACAGAAAUGACCAUGAAGGCUCAACAGAUGACCACAUCAAUGUCAACGACAACACUGGCGUUAGGAAAACGUCGGUGGUGUGGAGGUAUUUUGGUUUUUGGAGGUCGGACAUGAAGCAGAGUAAUGUGGACUGUAAAUUAUGUCGAGUACAUGUUCUCACAAAGUCGGGGAAUACCUCAAAUCUUUUUCACCACCUGAAGCAGCGCCACGCCGCAGAGCACGCGCAACGCAAAAGGUUAUAAACUCCGAGAGGAGCGAGGAGCCGAAACAGAUGAGCAUUCAGUCGGCUUUCUCUAGAGCAACGCCGAAGGGACUCAAAGACCUCACAGAUGCAGGAGAUUAUUGUGUUGGAAAAGACAUGCGACCAAUAAUUUCAUUUUUGAUAUUGUGAUAUUGAUCGAUAUCGACUGAUAUGAAAAAAUAUAUCAUGAUAAACUUUUUCCCGUAUCGCCCAGGGAUCACAGCCUCAUUUCUGUCCUACAGUUUCCUCUAAACUCUUUCGUGCUAAAGGUGAAAAAAUCCUCAAACCUGCGGUCUCUCACAGAGCGCUCUCACUAAAGGAUGUACCCCCUCAGUUUGAGGAAAACCAGGUCUGUGUUGAGGUCCCAGCUCUUUGGUUUCUGUGUCAAAAACUGGGUUGUUUGUAAAAUCCUACAACUUCACGUUAAUCCGUCUGUGGCUCGGAGGAACACCCGAGGUCGGCUCAUGAAACCUCAUUUUUACAGGAUGGAUUGGAAACAUAUCAAGACAUCUAAAAUAAGAAAUAAAGUCUUUACUGUAUGAACACGUGUCGGCGGCGCUCCCUGUCCCUCUGAGCGACUGUAUCAGCGUGAAAACAUCCUCGGUCACGCUCGCUUUGAUCGGAUUACUGAGCAGCUGUGGGCAGGAACGUGAAAAAAACACACUGUAUCUCCGUCUGUGUGAUCUGUUUCUUACUCCACAUACAGACACAUUAUACACUCCCUGCUGAUCAUGUGAUCAAAGACGACUUCUGCUCCUGUGGGAGUUGGCGGUGUACAAACGGCAGUGAGAACGCAGCAGCAGCAGCAGCAGCAGCGGCAGUAGAAGCGGCGGCGUGUUUCUGUGCAGUUUAUUGAGUCGCCUCGAUAACUCCUCUAACCGCCGUUCGAGCUCGCAGCCUCAGGACAAAACGAUAAAACUGUGCCCUACUUUAACUUUUCCACCAAAACUACUUAUGAAAAGUAGAGUUUGAUAAUCCUCACCAUCCAACCCUGUGUUUUCUUUUCCCCGCCAAAAUAAAGUGACUUUCCUUUGUGUCUUUAUAACGUAUUCACAGGAGAGCGGGCAGAGGAUGGAGAUCAAGCGGACCGACGAUAUCAAAUAGAAUAUAUUCAUGGGGCUGCGUGGGUUCGCUCUGUUUCAGACCCAAAGAGAAAAGAAAUAAAACAUAUUUUACAGACGUGGAGGAAACAAACUGACAAUCAUGGCGACAGCAAAGAAGCGGCGCCGCCCGCUGUGGUGACUGAGUGAGACGCUGAUGAGGAGACGAUUCGCCCUCGGUCUGACCGUCGACUGUGCGUGUAUAUAUUUUUAUAUUUCUAAUCACUUCAGCAGAAAGCAGCUUCACUACAGUGAGAGACAGUGAACACAACCAGGACCAUAAAUACGGACUUUAACCCCCAAUUUCUGGGGGCUAUGAAAGGUCGUAUCCUCCGAUCGUAGUUGAUCGUAACCAUUCAAGUUAACGUGUCAAUUUCCGUCGGACUCCUCAGCUGAUCACAAGAGUUCUAUUUUUUCUGGACGCCGGAGCAUGGCGGAUAAAUUCAGCACAGAUUAACCCGUGCUGGAAAGGAAGUCGGGCACAGACACAAAAUAAAACAUCCGGCUUCUUUUCAAAAUAAAACAUGAACGACGAACAAGUGAAAGGUCUUUAGACGUCAUUUCACCCCGAUGACACCAUGGAUGAGGAGAUGCUGAUUCUAGAAGUCUAGAAGUAGAUUUCCUCCUCUGGAAGGACACAAUCUACUGCUUAUAUGUCUAUGUGUCUGUCUUUAGAGAGACAAAAUUGCCGUCAAUCUGAGCCGUUCCAGAUGCGGUGAUAAUUGGGGUUAACCCAGCUCAGUCUCAGCAGAAGACUGUCUAACAUCAGUCCGGUUCUGCUCGAGGUUUCUGCCUGUUAAAGGAAGUUCUUCCUCUCCGCUGUAACUUGAUAAACGCCGUCAAACGCUCCUCUCAUGGUUUUGGAGAUCCGGAUGUACGUGGAUCUGAUCUUACAGGAUGGGGCUCAGUCUUCACGUUGGGUAGCUGAGGAGCUAAAACACGCAAAAAUCAAAUGUCCGUCAGUUUUUCUGCAGAGUUUGAAAUCAAAGAAUCCUAAAUAGGGCUGAAGGAUUAAUUGCAUUUGCGAUUUUGACUGGUCAUGUGAGUUGUGAGUGAGCGGAGCAAAGCAGAGCAGGCAGAGAGAGAGGUCAACGCUGCACACUGUCUCACUUUGGCCUAAUUCAGCUGCAGAAGCGGUCACUGCAGAAAGUUUAGUACCAAAGGAGGUAACACCACGAACCUUUAUUCACACUUAAAAAAAACGUAACAAAGCGAUGUACGAUAGUUGAAUGGCAAAAACUCCAGCGACUAACGCUUCAACUUCAAACCACGUCUGGAAAACAAUGGAAAAAAAGAGUCCAGACUUCAGUGUUUGGGGCGCUGAUUACAUCUCACCAUCCGUACACAGAUUAGUAUCAUGACGCAAUAUCGAGGAAAAAGAAAAUUGCAAUUAGAUUAUUUUCCAAAAUCAUUCAGCCCUGAUCCUAAAACCUAAAAGAGUUAUGGUGAAACAACGGCUGAAUCAUCACAGCCUGAUGAGCAGCUCCUUAAAAAUGCGACCACAUGUCGAAACAACGAAAACUGUGAGCUUUGAUUUCACCGUGGAGGACGGAUGAAGAUUUUUCACUGAAAGGAAAAAGUCUGAGGUGUAAAUCGAUGAUGUUGUUUCCGGUUAGAAAUCACAACAGUUUCUCCCGUCUCUGUCGGACAAAGGUCGUAGAAAAACACCUCCACGCUUCCUCUUCCUCGCUGUAGUUUCUGCUCCUGACAAGAAUAGAUGUGAAUAAAAAGCCUCGUCUAAUGAGUCCAUGUGGGAGCUCAUUGAUCGCUGCAUUAGAGGCGUACGUGCGGUCUCUAUCAAUAACAGCGAUCACAGGGGAAACUAUGCCGAUACACAUCUGGAUGCCAAUUAAGCUUUUGUCUCCACGCCGUGACGCUCUGCCACUCAUGCACGCCGCACAUGAAAGAGGAAGCUGUCAUCACCUGCUCUGACGACCUGAUCCUCGGGUCUUAAUUACGUCUACGUCUUCAUCAGUCAUUAGCGAUCCUGCCGCCGCUGUCGCCUGUUUAUCUGACGCCUCAGUCCGAUGUUUUCAUCUGAAAGCGUCUCUAAAAAGUCACGCUUCACACUCCUCCUGAUUGGUAACGACAUGAGCCGUCUAAAUAUAGAGACCGCCACUAUGGCGCUCACAGAUUUCAGGGAAAGAAGCGAGAUUUUCAAUCGCUCUUUUGAACUUAAAGCCUCUGAUUUCUUUUCAAGUCGUGUUUUUAGUUGCUGCUGGAUCUCAUGAGCCUUUGAUUCGGUGUCUCUUUGACUCAGAUCAGCAGGAACGUGAACCUCAGAGGGGUCGUGUUUGUUUACCGUGAGCCGCUGCAGCUCCAGAAACAGGAACCGAGGACCUCUACGUCUAACUGUCUCUACCUGACAUGAAUAGGUGUUCCUCGCCGACUUUCAUCCUCAGGUUGUUCCCUGAGUCGUGCGUGGCGUGAUUCAGAGGUAUGUUCGGCGCAGAUGGCGAUAAGCCCACCUAAUCCUGUUUCAUAAAUGUCAGAGAAAUUUGCGAGAUGAGGCCCGUGUGACCGAGAGAAAGCUCGGCGGGGGCCGGAGCGGAGGGAACAUCGGGCGCGCUCAGAAAAGGUCUCAGAUUUUUACAGGGAGAGUGUUUUUCUGGAGCCGAGGACGACGAGUGAGAAACCUCGACUCUGCAGACGAGCGGAGGAGAGACGUUUAAACACACCGGUGGUUCAGAGGAAACAACGAACUCUGAUAAAAGUCUGAAAACCUGUGAGGAAACAUACUGACCGUUCAACCUGCAGACUGCUGGAUCUGUGAUGAACCUUUAACUUUCUUCUAACCAGGAGAUCUUGUCGAAAACUGAGGAUGCAGCAUCUAUGAUUUACAGUUCUUUGUUGAAAGGACAGUUGGACUUACUUGGGACUCAAGUAAGUCCAACUGUCCUUUCCAAAAGAGUGUGACCCCCAAAUCUCCACCUUCAUCCUGAUGGUCUCCUAAAAGGUCGUAUCCUCCGAUCGUAGCUGAUCGUAACCAUUCAAGUUAACAUGUCAAUUUACACCGACUUCUUUCCGUUCCUCUGCGGAUCGCCGGACUCCUCAGCUGAUAGCAAGAGUUCUCGGAGCAUGGCGGAUAAAUUCAGCACAGAUUAACCCGUGCUGGAAAGGAAGUCGGGCACAAACACAAAAUAAAACAUCCGGCUUCUUUUCAAAAUAAAACACUGACACCUUUAGUUUUCUUCUACGGGGUUUAAGUAUUUACUCGUCUCACACUACGGACUUUAAAUAAACGGUAACGGUCUUUAGAAAUCAUUCGUCUGUAACUGGUUUUUGGUGCAGCUAAAGGUUUUUACUGUUACUGUUAGCAUUAGCUCGUGAAGUUCAGAUAUGCAGAGAGCAAAGAAGUGAGAAACAGGAGUCGUAGAUAACCGAACGAUUAACGAGGAUUUUUUUAAAGUAUAUAUGGUACGUUCCAGAUGUACUCGGAAGUCGGUAAUUCCGAGCUCCGAAUUGGAUAUUCAUCUGAAACAAUCGUCUGACUCGGAAACUCGGACGGUCCUCACCAACCCCGAUUUGACGACAACGUCAUAGUAAGAGUAACAGUGAAAACUCUGGUAAUGUUUUAUUUAUCAGCACUUCUGUUUUGUUUUAGUGAAAUUAAAUUAGUGGUUUAUGUUGUGCUGACCAACAACUAACAACGGCCGACAAUCGCUAACAACAGCUGUUAACGGCUAACAAAAGCUAACAGUAGGCGUCCAUCUUGUUUUUCCAACUUGUUUACUGGAAGACUAGUGAAACACCCUAAAGUCGGGUAUAACCUCAUUCACAGCUCCGACAUCGAGGUAACUGGAACGCAGCGUAACUCUCUCUGUGGUGUUUUUACUUUCUUCAAUCAUCAAACAGGAAAUCUACAAAUAUUCAGCUGUUGGUGGUUUUUAUUUUCAGCUCAUUCUUUCUGCUCAUUUCCAGGAUUUAGACUCUAAAGUUCUGUCUAUAAGUGUUAUCUAGUUGAACUGUUUUGAGGGUUUGUUCUCUUUUAGAUAUUUACGAAAUCUGAAAUUUUAUUCGAUUAUUUUCACAGUUUUUCUGUUUUAAACUGAGUUUCCAGAAGCUGCAGAAACGCUGCGGUUUUCUGAUCCCCUCUUCCUGGUGUCUUAUUUCCCCGGGGAUCACUCUCUUCAUACUCUUGGUGGCUCCCCGGUGUGUGGAUGAAAGAUUUUACCCACGGUCCCACUGGGCAGCUUUAACAGAAAUCUAUCCACAGUCGACCUUUUGUUCUUGAGAGCGCAGGUUCAGAGACACGAGAACACGGUUCUUCAUGCCUCAUUGACUGCAGACGGCCACAUUAGAUCUGCUUUAGUCCCUUUUUGUUUGUUUGGUUUUUUUACAGCUGCAUCUAAAGGAGACAGAAGAGUCCCGAGGGUCUCAUCGAGUCAGAGGACCUGGAGACUGAACAACCUCCCAAACUAAAGACUGUGAAACCGCAUCAGAGCAGAAGCAGCUCGACACCAGGACUAAAUCAGAGCGCAGAGUCAGAGUCCUGCUGAGAAACCAAUCUACUACAACAUCGAAUUAUCGCACCUUUGAAGCCCGAUCAUGAACCUCUCCACGGUCUCCAUUAGAGACGCAGUGAGCCAACCAACAACGAGCGAGGACUUAGACGAGCAGGUACAAGGAUGACGUUUUCAGCUUCAACCGUAACAGAGUUUUAAAGACACAUGAAGGAGAAAAAAGUCUUAAAAUCUAAAGAAUAAAA
Molecule: messenger RNA, 7179 nt
Organism: Xyrichtys novacula (pearly razorfish)
Lineage: Eukaryota; Metazoa; Chordata; Actinopteri; Labriformes; Labridae
Source: the annotation of a GenBank genome assembly